UUUUUAAUUUUAAUAUUUUCAAUCAUUUUUCUUCUUAACUCAAUAUUUGGUUAUGUUAUGCCAUUUAAUAACUUGUUAGUACACAAAACACAAACCGAAAUCAGGAUUUUUGUUAACAAAACAUUGUAAUUAAAAUAUUUGGAAAGCUUUGUUAUUAUUUUUUUAAUGUAUAUUUUUUAGCCGCCGGCCAUUAGUUUUUCAAUUUUUAGACCAUGGACUGAAACAGUUUUCUGGUCAAAAUCUCUGAUUCGGUGAUUAAAAAGUUAGCCAAAAUUAAGUUUCCAAAAUCCCAUUCUUACCCAUUUAGAUACCAUUUUACGAACUUUCCUCCCAUUCCUUGUCAUUUGCCAUUUUUCCUCUCUUCCCUCUCUUUUAUAUAUACUUGUAACAUAUUGAAAAAGUCGUAUUACUUCACAUAGCUUUGGACUUGACGUUCUCAAGCUUCUACCCAAUAAAAAGCUCAAGAAAACCACAUCCAAAAUUUAAUUCCAUCGAAACAAGAAGAAGAUUCGAAGAAGGAAAGGAGAGAUGGAGAUGAGUGGUUUGCAAAGGUCAACAACUUCGUUUAGGAGACAAGGGUCGUCAGGGUUAGUAUGGGACGACAAGUUUUUAUCGGGAGACUUGAACCAAAUGAAGCUUAACAAUCAAGAAAACAAAGGUAACCGAGGAUCAGAUGGUAUGAUGAGACGCAGCCGAUCGGACGGAGGCGAUAUAAAUAUGUACCAGACGGUGAAGGCGGCGUCACCAAGCGUGGACCCUCCUUCUCCUAAGGUCUCCGGUUGUGGGUUUUGUGGAGUUUUUGGCAGAUCGGACGCAGCCAAGAAAAGAAGAUCAAACAAACGUAAGUCGUGAUCACAUAGGGCAUUCCAAUUCCAAUUAUGUGUGAUUUUUUUUUUUAUUUUUCUCUUUUGGGGGGUGUUAAAGUUACACACUUGCAGAAUUCCAGCUGAAAUAUAUCUAACGAAAAAGGAAAAAAAUGGUGUAUGGGAGCACUAGCCUUAAACUUACGUGUUUGGCUUGUUUUCAACAGCUUAUAUUUCAUGGGAUUUUGUCAUAUAUAGAGAUGGUUAUUCUUUUAUUCAGAGCUUUGUGUUGAUUGUAUAGUUUUUGUCUUAAAGUUUAUGCGUUACACAUUUCAAUGCACCAAAAGAAAGUUUUAAUUUCUCAAUUAAUCUAUCUCUUUGAAAAUCACUCCCAUACCGAUGCUUUAUGAAUUUAAAAUCACCUUAUAUGUCCUUAUGAUUUUGGUGAUGGUUGCGUUUGUAGCCAGGGUUUUAUUUUAUAGUUGGUAAGGCAGCCGACUUUUAAAUUUUUUGUUGGCGAAUGGUCUUAUAGUUUUUAACGCCAAUGCUCAUCACAGAGAAGAUUUUAAUAAGAUGCCCACUAUCUGUCCUAUCUAUGACCUAAAAAAGUUCCAAAAAAACAUAUGUACUCUUAUAAAAUUAACAACUGUUCUUAAAAAAAGUUAAUGUUACUCUCUUUAAGCUUACAAAAUC
Molecule: messenger RNA, 1496 nt
Organism: Durio zibethinus
Lineage: Eukaryota; Viridiplantae; Streptophyta; Magnoliopsida; Malvales; Malvaceae
Source: RefSeq, a predicted model, not a curated record